UGCUAAUACAACCAAGACAGCCACACUGGGAAGAACUCACUGAUCCUUUUUCUUGAGACUUGAAGGAAGUUGUCCUCAGAUUUUCUAAGAGUUCUUCUGGAUUUGAAAAGCUUCAACAACCAGACUCCAGGAUGAAGUACUACGAAUGUCCCGUGUCCCAGUCAAGGGGAAUCAAAGCUUACUCCCAGAAUUGUGGCAUUCCUGUCUCUUGCAAAAGUGCAUCUCUAAAGCCAAUCCGAAGUGUCCACUUCCCCAAUGACGUUGUUUUCCAAGACUAUGUGCGACAGGGUGAGCUGGAAAGGAUUGGAAGGUUCAUUCGAGCCCAAAGGGUCACCCUUGAUACCAUCUACCUCUCUGGCAUGGCAGCCAUUCAUGAGGCCGUCCUGUCUGGGAACUUGGAGUGCGUAAAGCUUCUAGUUCACUAUGGAGCAGACAUCCAUCAAAGAGACGAGGAGGGAUGGACCGCACUGCACAUGGCCUGUAGUGAUGGCUUCCCACACAUUGCACGAUACCUCCUCUCGCUGGGAGCUGACCCCGAGCUGGAAAACGACUGUGGGGAGAAACCAGCUGAUCUCAUUGACCUGGACAACAAGGAGCUGCUGGAGCUCUUCGGACUGGCAGUCAAUGACUGAGAACACCAGAUUUCUGGAGAUUCACAUGCAGAAAACUGCUGCAGCUGUCCGACUGCUGUGCAGUAGUGAGCAGGGAAGGACAUACAAGUCCUAGAUCCUGAUUUGUGAGCUGCCUCAGCUCUGGAGGACUGGAUGUGUGGUGGAAGGACUGGCAGAGGCAACUGGCUGCCCUCGGAGGGGCGUGAAUGUUUACAGGAGGGGCUUCCUUCUGGUCUCCUGCAGCCCCUACCUGCUGGACCCUGUCAGUCAGACCUUUUGGUUAGAUUUGGCUGAAUUCUGAAUGAUUUGAAACUAAGUUGUUGUUGCUCAGCUUAUUAGGACAGUUUGAUCUGCAAACAUUUAUAAAAACCAGACAGGCUUCUGUUUAGUGCUAUAUUAGCAAAUACGUUUACAGCCAAUCAAGUAAUGAAUCCAGCAAAUAUCCUCUUGAUCACUUAUAACUAACUACUCUUAUUUACUUGUUUGUAUGACUUUUUAUACUUAUUUAAAUAAAGAAAAUAAGUGUUAUUUGCUUCAUUUCAACAUUUGCAUUAGGGAGAAUUAUAUCUAUGAGCAAGGUGAAGACAGUCAACUUCAAAAGGAAAUCUUUGGCAAUGUAUGGUCAUGACACCUGCCCCAAGAUGUGUUAGUUUUAACAAGCUUAGGGCUAAAACAACAACUACCAACUGACUGGAUCCACAGAAAUGUGAUUACUGAAAACACCAAAUUGUCUGAACUCAUUAAACAGAAUUAAAGUCAGGAUCAGUAAG
Molecule: messenger RNA, 1381 nt
Organism: Melanotaenia boesemani (Boeseman's rainbowfish)
Lineage: Eukaryota; Metazoa; Chordata; Actinopteri; Atheriniformes; Melanotaeniidae
Gene: ppp1r27b
Product: protein phosphatase 1, regulatory subunit 27b
Exons: 3
Coding region: 132-632 (166 amino acids)
Molecular function (GO): phosphatase binding
Source: RefSeq, a predicted model, not a curated record